AUGCGCGUCCGCGUGCGAUCGAUCGACCGCGCGCGCGCGCUCGGAACGGAGAGAAUUGAGGUGCCGGACGCGUGCACGCUCGGUGAGCUCAGGGAGGCGCUCAGGACGUUGGUCGAACGGGAUUUACGCGCGCGCGUGGAUUCAGAGCGAGCGAGCGAAAGUGAUAGAAUCGUCGACGUGGACGCGCGGAACGUGCGAGUGUCGCUGAACGGAAGCGGUGAUCUGGGUGAAGGAGAUCCUUCGAGGGAGAACGCGAGCGUUCGGUCGCUCGGGGUGCGCGACGGGGAUUUGGUGCGGUUCGGAGUUGACGACGCGGGACGCGAAGGACGCGCGGGCGGAGACAGAGCGACGACGACGACGGCGAACGCGGUGACGAAUCGGACGGUGACGACGGUGAAUUCGGAAGCGGACGUGACGAUGAGUGACGGUGAGGGAGAGAUGCCGAGGAAGAUGCGAGCGGUAAUGGAGGAGUGGCGAGGACCGCUCGAGGCGGAGGAGUUGGCGUUCCUGGCGGCGCACGCGCUGAUGCUCGACAUGGGCGCGAAGACGAUCGGCGACGUCGCUCUUCGCGAUGGUUUGGCGAGAUGUGGAUGUUACUCGGCGCGCUACGGCAUCACGGGACCGAACGGGAUGGACACGAUCGCGUGUACCAUGCGAGCGCAGCCGGUAGACGGUCAACUGUCGCUCUUCGGAGCAUUGGAGACAGAUGGCGGUCCCGGUUACGCCACGCUCAUUCGAGCGAUCGAUUACGUCAACGGAGGGAAUCUGACUCCUGAGAGCUGUCGGUCGCUGUGGCAAAAGGUUAAAGAAGGCAUGGCGAACAAGGUCUUUGACGACGCGCGGGCGCACUUUGCUGGCGUCCUGACGCCGGGAACGCUCAUGUCGCUUCCGAAGGAUGUCAAACGCAAAAUCGCAGAAAAGAUGAACGCUUACUCGCUUGCUUACAGUGCGUGCACGUGUAGAGAACUGCGCGAGGUGUGUUCCGACGAAGAACUUUGGACGAAUCUUUUGCAAGAAGAUUUUGGAAUCGACCAAAUGACCGAUGUGCAGCAAGGCGGGAUUACUUCUCGCUCGCUUUAUAACCAGCACGCGAUACGCCGAUCUGCUGAACGGGAGGCGCGAUUGCGCAUGGAAUCGUUCCAUCCGAUGCCCGGUCGUUUACCUCGCCACGGCUUGGAACCAGAUCCCGAACGUGACAUUUACCCGGGCCACCUUCCCGGUCACGUCCCCGGCAUCAUCGGCGGCGAUUACGACAUGUGGCCCGGAGGUCUCAAUCCGAAUCCAACGCCGCGACCGAUUCCCGGUUUCGGUCGCGGAGGCUUAGGUGGACCCGGUCGACCUCGGGGAGGAUGGCCGGGCGGCGGACCUCCGUUUCCGCCCCAGCCUGGAGGGUUGCCUUACAAUCCGGAUCCGGACGCCGACUUGCGUAACCCGCCGGGACGAGGUUUCCCUGGACCACCAAAUCCUGGAUGGGACGGUCGACCACGACCGCCACCCGACUUCUUUUAG
Messenger RNA from Ostreococcus tauri, 1509 nucleotides. Its product is annotated as F-box domain. The coding region runs from base 1 to 1509 and encodes 502 amino acids. The transcript has a single exon. Lineage: Eukaryota; Viridiplantae; Chlorophyta; Mamiellophyceae; Mamiellales; Bathycoccaceae. The record is from RefSeq and is a predicted model, not a curated record. Gene Ontology annotation, molecular function: protein binding.